AUGACAAUGGGAAGCACAACAGUGGAGACGGAAGCAGCAAAAGCAAGCGAAACCUUCUUAACAGCAACAGCUGUAACCGUGGUUUCACAGAAAACACUGCCAGCUGUGAUUGUGAGGCCAACCGUCAUGCGAGGUCUCCACUUGAACGGCCUGGCAGCGCAGGCCGAGGAUUCAGGCAUUCCCACAGUCGAAGACACCCUGUUUAGGUGUAUGGAAAGGGCGUGUCUCAUCCCCAACAGACACGCUUGCAACUUCUCGCGGUGCGGACGAACAGACAAGGGCGUGCAUGCAGCGGGCAACUACGUUUCCCUUGACAUGCGCGUUAUACAAGGGGCAGAUCAGCAAGACAGUGGUGGAUGUACGGCAUAUAUGCCUUUACUGAAUCGACUUCUACCCCCAGAUAUCCGUGUCCUUGCUGCCACUCAGGUCCCUCCUACGUUCGAUGCCAGGUUUGACUGUCUAUUUAGAGUGUAUAAGUACUUCUUUAGCACCGUUGGAUUGGAUAUCUCUAGGAUGCGAGCCGCUGCCAAACAAUUUCUAGGGAUGCACAACUUUCUUCGUUUUUGCAAAGUUGACAAGAAGCAGGAGCGGAGUCUCUGGCGUCGCGUUAUUCGCUUCGAUUUGGAGUUACAGGGAGAUGGGUUCGGCGUAGCGACCAUCGUAGGCGUGUCGUUUUUGUGGCACCAAGUCCGGUAUAUGAUGGCAGCUUUGAUGGAAGUGGGGCGUGGAGCGUGGCCUGCAGCAUGUAUCUCAACUCUUUUGAGGGAAGGCUUGGAGGUAGAAGCAGCAAAGAUGGAUGCUGCCGAGGAAUCUGCAUCCAUGACUAGGACAGGAAGCACGGAAGUGGAAGAAUUGAGACUAGCUAAGGAAAGUUGCUACACGGCGCUUCUCCCGGCGCCAGCAAGCAAUCUCGUUCUCUACGAUUGUUGUUUCGAAGGCCUUUACUUUUCUCGUGCCGGUGCAGUAAACCGCUUAAUGCUAAAACAGGGUGGCACGGAAGCCUUGCAUAGCCCAGCAAAGAAAGUGAGGGAGGCUGGCGCGGACCCACAAAUUUCCAUCGCUCAUCCUGAGUCUGGUGGGAAACAGAACAGUGCUCUCGAAGAUGAGGGCAUACGUAACACGCAAACAGCCUGCAACACCAAUUUGGAAUUUGGCCCUCGCAGCACUGAAGAAUCACGGACAUUCCAGGACGAGUAUAUGCGUUCCGCGCACCGCAUGAUGGUCCUUCGGUGUCUCUGUGAACACUCGUUCCCGCCAUGGUGA
This is a messenger RNA of Eimeria necatrix, 1263 nucleotides long. RefSeq names its product tRNA pseudouridine synthase , related. The record is from RefSeq and is a predicted model, not a curated record. Gene Ontology annotation, biological process: tRNA pseudouridine synthesis; mRNA pseudouridine synthesis. NCBI's taxonomy places the organism in Eukaryota, Apicomplexa, Conoidasida, Eucoccidiorida, Eimeriidae. Gene Ontology annotation, cellular component: nucleus; cytoplasm. The coding region runs from base 1 to 1263 and encodes 420 amino acids. Gene Ontology annotation, molecular function: RNA binding; pseudouridine synthase activity. The transcript has 10 exons.